CUCAUCACAUUACAUAGUCAUGUUGUCUACUAGCCGUGUGCUAUUGCAGGAAUCUCAUUUUGAGCAACUAGUUGCUUGACUUUGUUUAUUCGUCGCGUCUCAUUCGAGGCAGCUCUCUGUUUCCGAAGGGGCUUUAUAUGUUUUAAGCCACACUGCGAAUGCUCAGUUUAUUCUUAAAACGUUAAGCAAACAGUCGUGAUUUCAGUGCUCCCCUCAUAAGAACAUCAAAAUCACUCAUUUAAGUUUAAAAAAAACAGCCUGAAAAUUGAAUUCUUGUCAAUCAAGAUAUGACAAAUGUUUAUUCUUAAAUACUCGUUUUAAAGCCGAAAAUAUCGACAUUAGACUUUAAACGGAAAAUACAUCUGCAGACUGCUUAAAAUAGUGCAAGAUUUUAAGUGUGUAUAAGUGUUAAUCCAUGAAAUGCAAAAGAUAUAAUAAAAUUUUGGUUAUGAACAAGUUGUUCAUAAAAUAAUGAAAUGUGACUUAAAAUAUUUAUUUAAGUGUAUAAACAAGUCUGCUAAUCGUGGUGGUCUGUGUGCUAUUUAUCUGCAAUUAUUUUAUAAUUAAUUUGCUUCUUUUUUUCUACAUCAGUGAAUUACAAUUGCAGAAAAAAGUGUUACUGGUGGAAGAAGUGCUGAGAAAAAAAAGACUGAGAGUAUCACGAGUAUUGCAAGUGAAUAAAUAAUACCUCAAAACCAUUGCAGGGGCAUUUAAAUCUCAAUAUCGACAUGACGAAGAUUAUGGAUGAACGACGACCUCCAGAGUCUCCGGGAGAUUUAGCAUGGACGAAGUUGUUGGACGAAAAUAGCUCAUCAGGACCAGUGAUUGUGAAAAUUGAUGACAGUUUACAAAAAGAAAGCCCCACAUCGUCAGAUACGCCACAAAUAGAAGGUCGAAGACAGUCAAUUCUUGGAGCAUUUCAGCGACAAAUACGACUAUCUCUUAAAGCUGUUAGUGAUUCUCCAGGACCAAUUACCAGAUAUCGUCAGACAAGAUUUUCAUCGAGGCGGGUGAGGAAACGUGUAAUUUUCAAACAUGGAGAUUGUAAUGUUGUGCAGGGAAAUGUGGCUAAGCGUAGACGACGGUAUAUGCAGGACAUUUUCACAACGCUGGUUGAUGCUCAGUGGCGAUGGACUUUGCUAGUAUUUGCACUGAGUUUUCUGCUAUCUUGGACGGCAUUUGGGAUAAUUUGGUGGCUCAUUGCUUACACACACGGUGAUCUGGAUGCUCUUGAACCUCAAGAUCCACAUGUGCGCCUCAUCCACAAUAAAUCAACAAAUCCAUGUGUAACAGAAAUAUAUGGCUUCACAAGCUGCUUCCUGUUUUCAGUGGAGACGCAGCACACGAUCGGCUAUGGAAAUCGGUACAUCACUGAAGAAUGUCCAGAAGCGAUCUUCAUAAUGUGUCUCCAGAGUAUUAUGGGUGUUUUUAUUCAAGCAUUUAUGGUUGGCAUUGUCUUUGCUAAGCUCUCUAGGCCCAAAAAACGUGCCCAGACACUUCUUUUCUCGCGAAAUGCUGUGAUAUGCCAUCGAGAUGGUAUACCAUGUCUUAUGUUCCGUGUUGGCGAUAUGAGGAAAAGCCACAUAAUCGAGGCGCAUGUCAGGGCACAAAUUAUCAGGAAGAAGGUGACCAAAGAAAACGAAGUUCUGCCGUUUUAUCAGCAAGAGCUCGAAGUGGGAGCUGAUGGCAAGGAAGACAGGCUGAUGUUUAUUUGGCCAACAACAAUCGUCCACAAAAUUGAUAAGCAUAGUCCUCUGUAUGCACUGUCAGCGCAGGAUAUGCUGAAGGAGCGUUUUGAGAUUGUUGUAAUGCUCGAGGGAGUUGUGGAGUCAACUGGAAUGACCACACAGGCUCGAAGUAGUUACCUCCCUUCAGAGAUUCUCUGGGGACAUCGCUUUGAACACGUGGUUUCUUUUCGUAAAGAAACGGGAGAGUAUGAGGUGGAUUACACACUCUUUAACAACACCUAUGAGGUGGAUACACCCCUGUGCAGUGCUAAGCAGCUCGAUGAACUCCGUGCCGAGUUGAACUCACCAAAUGGAUUAGAACGACUUUGUUCAUCGGGCCUCCUGCCGCGUGUGUCAUCGGCAGCAUCCCUGGAUCCAGCCAGUGAAGAAUCUGGUGAUUCUGGUCGCUUGCAGAUUCGAUCGUGUUCUGUGCCCAAUGGUAUUCCGGUCGCAGAGGCUUUGCAUCAUAAAAUUAAUGGACAGAAAAAGACACAAUCUGGACGACGUCUGUCCAUCAAGCAAGAAGCACUUCCAGUGGAUUCAAUGUGCUGAUAUUUGAUCAAAAUCGGAUUAGAUGUAAGAUUGAGACCAAUUUUCCAACCAGGUGGUGACUUAGUGUGAAUUUCCUUCGUGGGAAAAGUAUAAUCAAUAGAACGCGUGCUGAAAGAGUUAAACACUUUCUUCUCAAAAAAAAUGUGAUUCAAUUUGAAAAGAAUUUACUAGGAAUUAUGCUGAUAAACCAUUUAAUUUGAUCUACUCUGAAAGGGUUGUCAAACGAUGGAUUUUAGUUAACAAUUAGUUUUUAUUCCAGCAAAUAAAUUAUAUGAGAAAAUAAAUCGAUAGCCCAUAGUGUGUAAAGAUUUAAAUAAUUACCGUUUAAAAAAAAAUGAACUAGCUAAAGUGUAGAAAAAAAAUAUUUUUUUGCCAUUUUUAUAUCUUACUAAUUAAGAUUAGAAAAAGAGUCUUAUGUGAGAGAAUAAAUUGCGAAAUAUUUGGACAUAUUAA
Messenger RNA from Phlebotomus papatasi, 2732 nucleotides. RefSeq names its product G protein-activated inward rectifier potassium channel 3 (gene Irk1). The coding region runs from base 729 to 2279 and encodes 516 amino acids. Gene Ontology annotation, biological process: potassium ion import across plasma membrane; regulation of monoatomic ion transmembrane transport. The record is from RefSeq and is a predicted model, not a curated record. Gene Ontology annotation, molecular function: inward rectifier potassium channel activity. Lineage: Eukaryota; Metazoa; Arthropoda; Insecta; Diptera; Psychodidae. Gene Ontology annotation, cellular component: plasma membrane. The transcript is spliced from 9 exons.